Messenger RNA from Phycomyces blakesleeanus NRRL 1555(-), 489 nucleotides. RefSeq lists its product as hypothetical. Lineage: Eukaryota; Fungi; Mucoromycota; Mucoromycetes; Mucorales; Phycomycetaceae. The record is from RefSeq and is a predicted model, not a curated record. Gene Ontology annotation, cellular component: cytoplasm. The coding region runs from base 1 to 489 and encodes 162 amino acids. The transcript has 4 exons.
AUGCAACCAUUUUUUGACGCUCAUUCCAAAGAAGUAGAUUUUUAUAAGGUGCUAGGGUGUGUGUCGACUUCUACAAAUGAACAAAUUCGAGUAGAGUAUCGACGACUGGCACUCAUGUACCACCCUGAUAAAUUAUCAAUACACGAUUCAAAAGACGCAGAAGACAUUGCCUAUAAAUACAAGGAAAUAAAGGCUGCAUAUGAUGUGGUCGGAGACCCUGUAAAGAGAGCAAUAUACGAUCGAUGGCAGCAAAGUGAGCUUCAGAUUCCAUUUUCAGAUUUUGCUCAGUUGAAUUCCCAUGGUCAGGUUGUUCAUUGGCAAACACUUCCGGCCAAGCGUACACUUACCACAAAAGAAAAUCUCGGGGCUCAAGAUGUAGAUGAAAGAAGGCCUUUUGUAGGAGAAACUUCUUCCUCAAUUCAAAUCAAUCCAGUAUCUUUCUGGGCAAAGGACGAUAUAUACUCUAAAUUUAGGGAUUAUCGCAUCUAA